GGCUUUGAUCACAGCAUAUCCUGAAUUUUGGGAUCCACACGAGUAAUUAUUCCCUCUCUCAUGCAUCACAACUUGGACUUGCCCAGCUUUUACCUCUCUCCAUGUUCCACCGUCGGAGAUCCUCGGUGCUGCUACCCCCGUUCGGCCAAACCCAACCCAACCCUAGGUGUCUGCCGGACCUCCGCUUCCCCUCCUGCUUCACCCCCUGCACCGCUUAAAUUUGCACCUCGUAGUAUUUAUCUAUGCCCCAUUUCAGAUGACUUGCAUGACACCCAUCUGGAUUCGUCUCCAGGCGCCUUGUCGUAUCUAUUCGCUAUCAGUCUUUCUUUCAGUCUGUCUUUCUGCCAAGCACACCGUGCUGGUGGUGGUGCUAUCAGUCGAAGCAGUCGCCGAAGGGUCCUUGUAUCCAGCCCUCACCGGAGACAGUUCGCUUCGGGGUGGGGAGAACUGUUGAGACCGUCGAUGUUGCAUGCAGCAGCACUGGCGAAGGUGCUUCUGAUACUGGGUAUUCCAGCCUCGCCGCUCGGUGCACUGCAGUAUUGCUUGGAGGGACUCUUCAGGAGUUCUGAAAUGCGAAUUGGUGGUGGAGUUGGUCACUUCGAAAUGUUCACCGUCGGAAGCUGGUUCAGAAGCUUUAGAGCUUUGUGAAACAUUGCUGGCGGCAUGUGAUCGUGGAUCGCCUUCCAUCAUCCACCUGUUCGAGUGAGAGUGUAGAUCUUCAGAACUUUUCCCAUGUAUUAUGGAAAUAUUUGUAACACAAGGUCCUUCAGACUCAGGUUCAUCUCGCUCGGGUUUUCUAGAAAGAUGAUUUAUCAAUCGUCUGUGGCUCAACUUGGAAUUGUUUGGGACUCGGUGUCACAGUUAUCAGAGGUGUCUUAAGGCAGUGAAUAAUGCCAAACCUUGAAGUUCGGAAAAAAAGUAGACACAACUGUGUUGUAAGAAUAGUGCCAUUUAACCCUUUCAUGGAUAGGAAAUAAAAGUCACGAACUGUGAGGAUUGUGGACCUCCUCGAUUGGCAUGUGCUGUGCUUCCGCAUUAGUAACUAAAUAUUUAAAAGUAUGAACAUGAAGAUGAGCACUCGGAACUGUGCGUUUGCAGUCUG
Molecule: messenger RNA, 1102 nt
Organism: Physcomitrium patens
Lineage: Eukaryota; Viridiplantae; Streptophyta; Bryopsida; Funariales; Funariaceae
Source: RefSeq, a predicted model, not a curated record